AUCCUGAUUAAAAUUCCGAGGUUUAUCCUUCAUUGUCCUUGCUGAUGGCCUGAUCUAGCCAAGCCAUUUACAGCUACUUAACUAAAGAACCUAUGCAUCCUACUGCUUAAAUGUUCGAAUAAGUGGCUAGGGCAGGCAGAAAGCAGCUACCAGACUACUGCAUGAGAAACCACUGUAUAUUUAUAGGGAGGCACCUCCCAGGCAACAAACGGAUGAAAUGAGAGGAUUAUUUUGGUGUGUUCCACGGUUUUACUGGACAUGACUAACUAUUUUUACAAACCCAAUGGUGUGCCGCAAAAUUGGCAGUCUUCUGUUCUAUGUGCGUCCGAUCCGAUAGAACCGUUCGUGCACCAAAUUGAUCGGGCACAAUUUAGUCUGUAGGACUAAGGUACAGUAGCAGGCGCACGAUUUUCGGAUCCGACCCUAUUUUACAGCCUUUCCAAGGUCAUGAGGCGUAUUCUUUUGAUCAGGUCUGCGAGUUGGAUCAAGAGUUAAAGUAUUGCAAAGCUUUGACAGACUGUUGUUAAAGUAGGUGAAAGGGUUAACAAAAUCUUUGUUGUUUUUCAGGCCUUUCGUAUUCAUACUCGAAGUAGCAGUAAAAUACUUAGGAGAAAAUACUGGAAAUGCGGCGUGGCUUCUGAGCCAGUGUGUAAUAUGUAACCGAAUGAAUGAUCUUCAUAAAAGUGUCAUUCGAGUGUUCGCCUGCGUACGAGCACAACGCAUAGGAGUCCCGCUCAAGAAGAUAAUUGGGCCUUCCCGUUUGCGUACUCACUCGACCUUGCAGUCAUGGACCUUUCCAUAAAUGUUCUUGAGUUAACUGACCAAUAUACAACCGUUUGGAAUUUGCCUGAACAGUCGAAGGCAUUGUGAGGGAGAAAGCAUAAUCUGGCUGACGUUUGCAAAGAACCCGGGCUGAUUUUCCACCGAACGGGCUCUGCUUAUGGGAGAGGCCUUUACGUUUGAAAGGUAUUACGCGGUUACUUUUGAUACAGGAAAAGCACGUUGGAUUCCUGCUGCCUAUACGACCACAAGGUGGUUUCUGACGGCAGUCUUGGCAAAAAAAUGUACAGCAGUCAUCUCACCUUAAAGAGCGUAAUCAUUUACUGCGAGCCCUGACUUGGAAGAUUGCAGAAACCGCUUGUUUCACUCUAGUGAGAUCGUCGGCCAUGCCUCCAUGGCCGAGUUUAGCGUAAUUCUCGUUUUGUAAGGCAAAUGAACUGCCAAUCACAUUGCGCGUCAUCGUUGAAUUCCUUUUUAAGUCGAGGAGAUGUUGCCUUGGUUGAUCAGUCAACUGAGCAGCGACUCCGCAAUACCUUCCAUAGACUUCUGCCUUACCCGACCUUCUAGAUUGACGCAGUUGUGCUAAUGCGUGUCCAGCCACCCGAAUCAGGGUUAAGCUCCCAGUUUCGUGCUUAAAUCUCGGUAGAAUAACUAUCAUCUGGUUUAACGUGUGACGACAUCGGGUCUUUCGGCCUCAUAAAAAGGAUUGACUUGUAUGACUCCCUCAAACAGAACAUGAGAACAGGAACCGCCUGCAAUAGGGUGGCUUUGAGGCAACUCGCAGUGAAGUGAGGAUUAGGCCUAAGGGUACGGUUAGGUUAAAGAUUAGAUUUGAGGCUAGAUUUGAAGCUAACGGAAGUGUGUCAGGACCAAGUUUAGGGUUAAGGUGGGGGCUAGUGUUAACUGCAGAGUUAAUGUUUAGAGUGGACUUAGGGCCCAGAUUAGGGCAACGGUUUAGUUCUAUAUUUGCAUUAUUGUUGAGAUCAGACACAGAAUUAUUUUGUCCACCUUUAUUACUUCGGUGGCGUCCUCCUACUCCCAUGUCCUGUUUGAGGGAGUCACAUAAGUCAGUCCCACCGAAAUAAGUAUGUACAUGGACAGCCUCUUUCUUACUUUGUUUUGAGCAUUAUGUCAUGACUAACGGCGUUCUAUACCUCGUUGAUGUAAGCUGUCACUUGCUAGGAUUAGGGCCCCUCCUGCUUUUCUGUAUGCACUGUAUACUUAAAUUUCCGAGCUGGCCGUUGGCUUUGAGUGACUUCGGAGGGAUUCUGUUUUUGUGAUACUAUCAACACUUACAUUAAUUUUUUCUCAGCAGAUAGCACUUCCGCAGCCACAUUCGCCGUUGAUUGUGCGAUUGCUUUUGAAGUUCUGUACUUCCAUGGCGUUUUUUGGUUUUCAGAAGACGAGGUGGCCAGCCUACGUAGCUUUCGAUAAAUUCUCGUCGGACUAGUACAGUUAUAUGGGAACGGAGUAGAAGUAAAACAUGUCAGCGAUAAGAGAAAUCGAUAAAAGUUCUCCUUAAAACACAGGCGGGGUGUGGGAAUGUGGGGAAAGGGGGGGGGGGUAAUAGCAGUCAUUGUCGGGGCCGGGGUGAGAGCGGAAGUGCGCGGGGGGAGUCGCACCGAUCUUCAACCACUGUAGGCGCGGAGCCUGAACGUGGUUCUUCCGUACGCACAAGAUUGGCUUUCGUAACCUGAUGGCGGCCGCUUCUGCUGUUGCUAACAGGCGCUGGCCUAGUAUCUUAGGUUAGCUCGAUGGGACCUUCUCAACCGCACUAAACGCUUCGUUGGGGUCCACACGAUGUCCGGAAUCGACAAUAUGCGCGAGAAUGGCGCUGCUUAUGCUCCUCGUUUCGUCUUUUCCCAGCCAUGCCGGGAGGUGUUCCCGUAUUGUCUUGGAUAAGUGCCGACUCGUGCGACCAAUAUAAUCUGCUCCACAGGAGCAAGUGAAGAAAUAGUGUUGCACAUUGAGGUGGUUUUUGGUGUCAACUUAUCCUUACCUUCUCCGCGUAAAAUAGGGUUAGUAUAGAAUGCUAUUUGAACCCUUGCUGCUGGAAAGGUUUGCGAGACAGCUUGAUCAAGGCGUCUCCAUAGGAGUUCACUCGCAGCGUCCCCUUGGAAAGGGACUUUGAGGAACAAAGUCUUCUUUUCGGCGGUCGGUGUGGCGGGUUUGAUUGGUCGUUCGACAGUGUUCUUUUCAAUAAACCUGUCAGGAUACCCUUUUUUGCGAAGGAAAUCCUGGAUUUUUCUGAGCUCCUCCUCGAUGCUAUCUGUUGAGCAAAUUUUUCUAGCUCUUUGUACCAAAAAUCGGACUAAAUUUCGUUUUUGGAUUGGUAGGGAACUGGCUAAGUUCGUGUAUUGUCCAGAUCAGGUUUUCCUCCGAUAGACACUUCUUCGGACACUCCCGUUAGGUCUCCUGCUUAGAAAAACAUCUAGGAAAGGGGGCGAACCGGCCGUUUCGUUCUCCAGCGUAAAUUUGGUCGACGGAUGUGCCUGCUUUACAGCAUAUAAGAGGGUAGCAACAUCGGUUUCUACAGUGGCAAUUGCAAAGAUAUCGUCAGCAAAGCGACCGUAAUGUUCAAUCUUAUCGAUCGGAUCGCUUAGUUAGAAUCUCUCCAAUUUUUUGUUUUCUUAAAUGCAUCCAUUUUGGGGCCAUAAUGACUUACAUGAAUGACCAAAAUAUAAAGGAAGAUCAGCCGACUGUUACCGUGCAUCGUUAGCGAUAAUAUUGCUGGAUACCACUUAUGAUUUGGUGAGGUUCUGCGUCACCAUGAGAAGCAGCUUUUCUACACCGUGCCACAGAAUGUCACGCUCUGCUUUUACCAUAGCAACCACCCGACAAUCCAGAUGCCUGGUAUGCUAAUGGUGGUGCCAGGAAGACAAUCCUUCUCUAUAUAUUAGAUUUUCACUUCCUUCGCUUCUUUCUUCUUCCAGACGUCGACAUUCGUCGCCUAACUACUGAAGUCGUUUCUCCAUCGGGUCGUGUCCUACCUUGCGAAAUAGUCUCUGUCAAUGAUGGGCAGUUCACGAUUCGCUUUGUGCCCCAAGAGGUCGGGGUGCACUUGGUCAACGUCCUCGAACGAGGAGUGCAUAUACCGAGUAAGUGCUCAUCCCCUACCCCCUGUGUCACGAUCGUUUUCCCUCUUACGUUCUUCGCAGUACUACCUGACCUUUGUACCCUGUGUGCUCGUGUGUGCAAAUAUUUGUUUGCUCUUGGCCUAGCUAUCGAGGCACGUUCAUCCGAUUUCUACCGUAAGUUGAUCGGCUUUCCCAAAAACAAAAUGUUUUAUACUGGCCUACGGUAAAUGCCUCUGUGUGUGUGUUUUAAUUUUUCCCAAAAAUGUAAGCACCGCGUAGUCGUGGCUGCCUUUCUCUACGCUACGACUUAUUUGCAUAGACCUUUCCUCAAACCGAGUGCACACGAAACCGCUCCCUACCAGUCGUUUGCCUGUUUAAGAAAGUAGUUAAACGCCUCAAGAGUCAGCACUCGUGCUUGCCUCUACUUACGUACGCAGUAUCCACAGGCGAUGAAUCCAGGACUCGCUCACUCACCCCCUUGCCACCCGCGGCGCGUAGCUUAAAUGACACGCACACACAAACUGGCACUGUUAUGUUGUGCUUGUGCAAACACACUCAUAAAACUUUGUGCCGCAACACCGUCCCUGCCAAACUGAAUUGAGUUAAACAUCGUCUUCGUCUGAGGUCGGUUCUUAGGGAAGUGGAACGCAGGUACCUGUCUAACCUCGGUUUCCUGAUUAAUUCAUGCGCCGUGCUCAGCGUUAAUGAGUCACAUUGACACUCUGAAGACGUUGUAUGCAUUUGAUGCGAGCGUUCCUACAAGCGACGAAAAUGUGGGGACAUCGGGGAAGGAGGGUGUUUAGAAUAGGCCUCUUCUCGUUCUCUCUUCACCUCAGAAAUGUCUAACUUUUUACCUUUUAAGCCGCGUUUCUCUAUAGGGCUUUGUCGUUAUCAGAGGGUCCGGCUGAGUAGUCCGUUGUUGGCUAGCCCGCCUGUUUGGGCGCGCACUUUUACUAUGUACCAUUUUACCCCACAUUCUAUGGAUCUGAAUUGACUGAUUGUUGCUGCUUUGACCAGUCUAAACUCUUUGACAAACAACAUAAGAUUUUGUGGGAGAAGUAAUUGCGGUCUAAGCCGUCAAUUAGCCUGAAGUGAAGAAUCCCAAAAUUUCUCGACUCACAUUGGCCUUCGGUACAUCUGAACGACUACCGUAGUCGUUUUGAAGCAAGAACCUAACGCGCUAGACUCAAACGGGACACCCAUCGCCAAAUGUGAACUUUCCAAUGUUACAGUUGUUGGCAACUCCGAAACACAUUUUCUCGCCGUUAAGUGACCGAGGGACGCAGGUUAAACCUUUUUGUGCAGAUUUCAAUGGGACUCUAUUUACACCUCAUUGGCAUCAGAUGUCUGAAGUUACCUUGACCGAUGACACGUGCACCGCAUCCAAGUAGUGAACCACCACCCACAUGUUUUCUGUUUGCCUUUGUUUUACCGUCCUUUUUGUUCUUUUAUUGUCACAUUGUUCCUUUACAAAGCCGCGUAUUUGCCACACACUCUCAAGUAUCUGUCUUGCACAGGCUCCAGUUUUGGCUCUCGACGUUCCACCCAGUACAGACUGCAUUCUUCUGACACGUUUCACCUGCAAAAACCAGCUCUGGCAGUGCCACAGCUCUACCGUCGCCUCAUCAUCGGAGAAAUUUCAUUUCUGAGCAGUGCUCUGACUCUGUACCGUAUUUCCCUUUUUUUCAGACAGUCCAUUCCAAUUUACUGUGGGCCAACCGGCAGAUGGCGGCGCCAGCAAGGUUCGCGUAUCCGGCCGCGGUCUAGAGUAUGGUGUCGUCGAUGAACGCAACGAAUUCUCCAUCUAUACCCGCGAGGCUGGUGCUGGUAGCUUGUCAAUCGCAAUUGAGGGCCCGAGCAAAGCAGAGAUCUUCUUUGAGGUAACUUUUCAGUCUGCCUGACUUUUAGCCAACUACAGUAACGCCGCCUUGAUUACCGCGCUCUGCCCAGUGUCACUGUUAAAUUGUAUGCCACGCAUUUUCGCCGGUCUGCCUGUGGUCUUUGUUGGUUUUGCAUGCACCUAUUUGCAUACCUUUGAAGAUCGUCUGGAGUUGAGCCUAGUCUGUUGUUCUUGCAUUGUUCGUGAACUCUUUCUGAGUAAGGCUGCGGGCUGGUCAUUAACUUGAUUUGUGGCGUCUUACUUCACUCCUCCCCAACUGUUCAGUAAGUUAUACGUCUGGGCAAGGCAUCGGAUCUGCUUAUCGUUUGAAUUUAACCACUUUGGCAGAAUAUGUGAGGUGUGUUUGAUUAUAGUAACGUCUGUUGUAAUUCGAGACAUCUAACAACUCACUCAUCUAUGGGUAGACCCUACUCCUAGUCUACUAUCAAACAUGACCCGAAUAGUGAUUCCCACUGAAGCGAUUAUGCAGCAAAGCUUGGAUCCGCUUGUCCGCAUGUGCGUCAACUUCGGACUAACCAUCAAAACGAUAAACAAAACGGUUCCUCAUAAUCUGGCGUCAGUCGUUAAACAUACAGUAACUUCGGUCAACCAAUGGUAAAUGCCUCACAGCGAACUCUUUUUAUCAAGCAAUUCCGCAAAAAUCCCAGAACUAAAGUCACUGAAGAGCGAUUCAGGGUUGCAAAUAAUGGCGUGAUGUCAAUUUUUUUAUCAUUUUUAAGAUCUAGGUUUGCGCUUACGAGAUCCAUUUACACUUAUUACAUCCUUUCUGUAGGAUCAGCGCGACGGCUCCUGUGUUGUCUACUAUCGCGUUCGCAAACCUGGUGAGUACGUCUGUUCCAUCAAAUUCCGGGACGAACAUAUUCCUUUCUCGCCCUUCAACAUCUACGUCACCGAUCCUAAGGAGGCUGGAAGGGUGUCAGCAUACGAAAUUCCUGUUCAGUACGUCGCGCCUGGGGCUGCACAGGACAAGGAUGAUGUAGAGGUAAGCAAAAGAUAGCUUUUUCUGAAAAGAAAGAAACUAAAAUGCUGGAAAAAUUAUCUUAUUAGUCUAGUGUUUCGAGUACACUUCUUAUCUCAAAGAUUGAGUUCUUUUUUUCUGCUUCCUGGAGAUUGAUCUUUCGCUUUUAUCUGAGCCUUCUCUCUUUUUGCACAUUGGAUAUGACAAUGUGACACAGCUGGAGACCCAUUUGUCAGUAUUUAUAUAGACUUCCGCAAAUAACGGAACAGAGUUCCGUAUUGUACUGGGACAGAGACUUUUUUCCUGGCCUUAAUGCAAUUUACAAUGUCUUUUGGAAAAUUUUCACCCUGGAAGGCAAACUGCCAUUCCCCUCAAGUUAGCUAUUACUACAGGGCAUUCAUAUACUUGCUUGGAAUCUGUCGUGGUGAGAGUUGCGUACGCUUUCCAGGGGCCAACAAGGACGUCGUAUUCUAGAGGUGGGCGUUUGGAGUGCUUUGUAAGUAAGGAAGGAUGGACAAGAGUAUACUUGUAGCUUUCGAUGACAAACAUUUUUACGAUGGAUUUUCCAGACACUAUGAUUCGAUUAAAUAUAACCACAUCUCUCCUUACUCGCGAGUUCACCAAUUGCCGCAGAUUCUCAUUCUCCUUUAAAAACGUACAGAUUUUCAAUAGAGGCGAAGAGACGAGUCCCAGGAAGGAGUCUUGGGGAAGGAGACAUGAUCGCUGGGACAAGAGCUUUAUUAGCCUGACGUUUCGGAUUCCUGCUCGAACCUAUCCUCAGAGACAAAAAGAAGAUACGGGUAUCUGUUUUAUGUUUCGGAUGAUGGGUUCGAGUAGGAAUCCGAAACGUCAGGCUAAUAAAGCUCUUGUCCCAGCGAUCGUGUCUCCUUCAAAACGUACAGAUAGUUUUCAUCUUCAUAGUGUCAUUAAUUAGCAUAGAUUACUAACAAAUUCAGUUACUGUUGUAGAAGAAAAUAUUCAUGUUUUCACGUCGAUCAAAUAAGUGUCUAUGAGUGAGCGGAGGGGAAAAUGAUGAAUUCAUUUGGAGUCCACUCUAACAAAGCUACACCUCUUAUCUAACCGUUACACCGCCAAUUUAUAUAGGAGCGACUAUAUGAACGGCUGUGCUGAGACUAACGUUAGGUUGAUGCCGAUAAUUAACGUCUCACUGUGGAAGUGGCUGAAAGUGACGGUCUUGGAGCCUAUACGAAGCCCAUAAAUUUACCCUAUCGGAGAGAUUUUUAAAAUGAGAUUAAAUCAUCAGUCUCGCCUCUCACUCGAGGGCUUUAUGACGGUUGAUGACCUCCAAAGCCCGAUGCGUUUAACUACCGCAGUCCCAGUUUAACUGCAUACUGACUGGCUAAAUUAUGAGUUCACAUUCACUUCCUUGAGCACUUUUCACUUCUGCUGGAACACCCGUGGCGUUGACUAAGUAGGGCACGGAAUUAUUCGCUCGUUUUCCCUGUACAAUCUUCCUACAAAGUGUCUUUUAUGUGGUAAAACAAGCAUGCAGCACAAAUACGAUUUUUUCAUCCUUAUGUAUUUAAAAAUACCACUUUUCAUCGCCUGAAAGGUUCCCAUUACCUCCAUUUUUGCAUUAGAUAGCGGUUUGCGCGAUAGUUUGGCGGGGUUUGGUUAGAAUACACAUAUCCGCGGCCGCUUGACUUGUCUGAUUUAACGAAAAAUUGUCUCCACCACUCUCCAACUUUCUUGCCUUUCUGCAUUCAGAUUGGACGCCCUGUCUUCUUCACAGUACACUGUUUGGAGUCGAAGCAAGUUCUUUUCGCCUCCGUGGAGACACCCUCAAAGAAACAAGAGGAGGCCACUGUCCAUCGUUUGGACGGGGAUCAGUAUGUUGUACGUUUCGUACCCCAUGAGAGCGGCACGCACCUAAUCUCGGUCUUCGUGGUGCCGGAAUCUGAGAGCCACUUGGGUGUCAAUGCACCAAGUCGUCAGGAAAUUGACGGGUCACCCUUCCGAAUCGUGGUGGGUGGCCAAAUGGCUGAUCCGAGCUCAGUUUUCGCCGUCGGAGAAGGCCUGACCCACGGAACCGUCGGUACGUCGAACUAACUUUGGGUAACAUCUUGUUUAUGCUUUUUCCAACACCACACGCUGGACUUAAAGAAGGAUGAUUUAAUUCUUCUUGCUAAGAAAUGAUAAUUGGCCGGUCAUUAAUUAUAGCUUUCUAGUUUCCUUUCCCCAGUUCUUAGUAAUAUUGGACGCGUAAUUGCAUCCACUUUAACAAAACCACAUCAGUUGGCAAAAGUCACUUUCCUGACACUGUUAUAAAAAUAGCUUCGAAAUCAGUCACAAUUUGACUGUCGUUGCCGACGAUGUCUACUGUGUACUCCACAGAAGGGCGAGAGCAGGGAUGCCUACUUACUCGUGAGUUUAAGUGGUCGUAGACUUGCGCAGCUUCCUAAUCACUCUCCUCCCCUUGCCGGGAACCCAUGUCAAGACAGAGUCAAGAAGACCGAAGGUGGGUGGCUACGCAGGUGGCUGGCAUGGCAAAAACCCUCACCUGGGCGUACCACCACACUCCUGGUCCACACAGGACACUAACCAGGUUUUUGUACCACAAUAAAAAUAUGGGGAGCGGCUCGGAUCCCACCAGACAGGAGUCGAAACCAGUAUUGUACUUGACACAAUCAACUGCUAGAGGUGAGGGCUUACUUGCUGAAGUCUGCGGACUACCGCCUACCUGUCGUUACAUCUCCGCCUUAAAAAUCAUGGUAUGCCUGAUACCUUGACGAAUCUUGACCACAAACCUCAGAUUUGAAUUCAGGUCUAAAAUAUUACUUAAGUAGGGCUAAGUAAUGUUAGUUGCGGAGUGUGACCUCGGCACAGAUUACGCGGUCGCAUGCUGUCGGUCUAUGGAGAACCUUGUUGGGUACCUACCGCAUUAUUGCCCCGUAAGUAACAUAUGCUAUCUCUUAGUUCUUGUACUUUCCUAAACGGACAGUAAUCCUCCUGGAACGGAAUGCAUCUGUAUAAUUUGCUUUGGUUACAGCUGAUUUAUGCGUAGAUUUGCGACUCGUCCAAUUGAAAAUGUACACCAUCUAAUAAUAGUUUAACGCCUCCGUUUGAAUACACCCGCGAUCUACUCCUGCAGAUUUUUAAGCCUGCCAACGAACCAAGUCAUCUUUUCCACCUCUGUCCUCAUGUUCUCUUUAUAUCAGGAUAUCGCCUUACGGGAACCUGUAAAAUAUUAUACAUUUUCAUUCGCGUACGGUGCACAUUUUUACUUAAAUUAUUUAUUGGAAUUUUCAGAAUGAAGUAUUUUAUUUUAAUUAUCUGUUUUAAGAACAGCUCGUUAGUCACUCUGUCCUGGUCAACCACCUGCAUUUGUUGAUUGAUGUUCAGUUUGGCGUAGCGUGACUUAACUACUUGGAAUACAACCCUAAACGUACAGUUAGCACCUAAGAUUUCAUUUGUGGCCCUCAGCUGUAGAACUUGCAGUCAAUUUCCAUCCCACCUUUAUCCACUCUCUGAAGGCAACAAAAAUAAAUUCUUCGUUAACACCGCCAAUGCCGGUAGCGGGGUUCUCAGUGUCCUGAUUGAUGGGCCUUCAAAGGUCCAGGUGACCUGCGAGGAACGUGAGGAUGGAUACGAAUUUGCCUACGUACCAACUGUUCCCGGCGAAUAUAAGAUCACUAUCAAAUAUGGCGGCAACUUCGACAUUUACGGAUCACCCUUCUAUGUGAGUAAUUUUCCUGCUUCUUUGCUAGAGGAGAGUGUGCACAAAAUUAUGUAAAAUAUGUCUUUAAAUUUAUGAGUCGUGGACGUUGUCGUGCAAUUCAAAGGCCGCCUUUGCACUGUUUCCGACAUUUUCCAUUUAGAUUUAUUGCGCGUCAUAAAAUAGAGAGGUGCUUACUCCCCGAAACUAGGCAUAAGCACUUUUAAGUUUAAAAAAUAACUUUUUAAGUUUAACCCAGCUGGUUUCCAUUAAAAUGAUAGCCUCCUAUCUUCUGACGAUAUUUCAAGUUUCCAUUUUUUCGCUUUGUUAGGGUCUAGUCGUUGAACCCCCCAUCAAGACCAGUUCAACAGUAUUACUGAUUCGUUUAGCUCACACUCAGAAUGUUCCGGUAUUAUAAUAUAUCUUAUAUUCUUGUUUAAGCAGACGACCAUAUCUGUAGGAGGCUGGGAUGUACAUGGGCGUUGAACAGACACCGAAGGUUGGGCGGAGUGUACGUUCUAGACAGAAAUGUAAUUGGCAGACGGUGAAAGGUCGUGUGAACUGGAGUCUUGAGCAAAACGCUUCGUCCAAUGUACCCCAGUUUGGAGCCAUGGCCGGCACAGGGACAGUUGAGCUGGCGUGCUCUGAGAGCUCGUCGACCUAAGUGGUAGGUUGUGAUAGCGGAAGGGAAGAUUGGAAUGGGCCUCGUUUGCCGUUGAUUGUCCAGAAACCGAUACUGCGGUUUUAUAGUGAAGGGUGAUUUGUGAGCGUCAUCGACAGCGAAGCUCUAUAAAUUUACCAUCGCUUCCAGAUUUUCGGCGUUCUAGCGUUUGGAACUCGGUUUAUACUAUGUCCAAUUCAAGUUCAGCAUGCGGUGAAGGUUAGGAGACGACACGAGUACGUGUAGAAAUUAUCAUUACUUCUGCCCACCACAUGGUCUGGAUGAUGGCCAUCCCGUAGUCAUCCAAAGGGCACUUUCUCUAUCCUUUGGAGUAUUUUACAGCUUCCCCCACUGAAUCUUCGAUAUACUCGCUGUAGACCGUUUGCAGAUAAUCGUAACAUUAGGAAUACCGGGUUAGCAGCAAAAAUAUUUCGAACACGUGAUUUUCUUUGACUGAAGGUUUCUGUCAUCCUCCGAUGGGGUCUAGUUUCUCGUUAUAUGGGAACUGGAAAUUGGAGGGAUCGCCUCCUCGCUGUCUCGACGUAUCCAAUUUUUCGAGGACUAUGAACUCACUUGCAUCGACGCACACAAGGCCUGGUUGCAGAAUCGUUGCGCGUUUCGGUUUGAUGGGUGAAGAACUAACAGCCUUUGGGGAGUCUUUUAUGCGGCCUCGCAAAGCAACAGACAGUGUUUGCGGAUCGGCUACAAAGUUCCGAGGGGGCUUUUACUAAUGAAGGUUACUAGAGCAGACAAAGUUAGGUGUAAAUGAAUGAGCAACGCAAAGAAAAGUCUUCAACUUUUACACCAAAGCAUCCAGACCCUUGUUAUUUCAAAGGUUGGGGAUCUGAAAUACGUCCUCUCUGAAUGCAUUCAUGUUCUUAGAAGCACUGGUUCAUGCACCUGCCUUGGACCGCCGAAAUAACUGAUGGUGACCCUGGGGUUGCAGUUAGGUAGGUUUCAGAAUUUACCAGUCCACCCACAGAUCAAGUUUUCCUGGCCUAAUCUAGGGCCGUUCCAAGUCCCCAAAAUGAAGACCCAUAUGUAGCCAUCGCCCUCUUCCUUGUCAAAUGCUCCUAGUUGCGUUUGGGUACAUGCAGACUUUGAGUCUUUUUCUUUGAUCUUCGGUUUAACAGUCAUCCCUCCCAAAUUCUUUACUUUAGGCCAAAAUCACCGGAGCUCCUAUGGGCGACAUCCCGGAAAUCAACAAUGAACAGACCAGCCUGCACCUGAAAACUGCCACAAAGACCCUGCAGAGUCAUCACUAUGAGUCCGUUGGCAUGGUAUCCAAUCCUAUUCCUGCAAACGUGCAAUGCACUGGCCUCGGCCUGAAAUACGCCAUGGUAAAUAGAGACAACUACUUCUACGUGAAUACGAGCGAAGCAGGUGAGCCUAACUGUUUAUUCCGUCUUCUUUUUGUUCGCAGUUCCUAUUUUGUCUUUACGUAUGUCCGCUGCUGUAAUGGGAUUCUUUGUUUCACUUACAAGUCAACACUACCCCGGGUACUCGUGAUACUUAUUGAAGACCAUUUCUGAAUCCUCAUGUGUGUGCUUUCUGUCCUCUUAUGUGCGCCAAGCUUAAGAUCGACUUUUUAUUCUGUAUCCUGUCUUUGCGUAGGCAAUGACCUUCUUCUCGCUGGAAUGGCCGGGCCGAAAUAUCCUUGUGAAUACUUCGAAAUUGAUCACAUUCGUGAUGAUCAGUACAAGAUCACUUAUCGAGUGAAGGAGGAGGGCAAAUACCUCUUGGUUGUCAAAUGGGGCGAUGAGCACGUCCCUGGAAGUCCCUUCGUUGUUGAAGCUGGCCCAGGUCGAUGA
Molecule: messenger RNA, 12863 nt
Organism: Spirometra erinaceieuropaei
Lineage: Eukaryota; Metazoa; Platyhelminthes; Cestoda; Diphyllobothriidea; Diphyllobothriidae
Source: the annotation of a GenBank genome assembly